This is a messenger RNA of Uncinocarpus reesii 1704, 1182 nucleotides long. RefSeq lists its product as uncharacterized. The transcript is spliced from 2 exons. The record is from RefSeq and is a predicted model, not a curated record. Bases 1 to 1182 code for a protein of 393 amino acids. NCBI's taxonomy places the organism in Eukaryota, Fungi, Ascomycota, Eurotiomycetes, Onygenales, Onygenaceae.
AUGGACGAAUUUGCGCAAACCCGUGGCGUUGAUGAUCUUUUCGACGAUGAGAUUGUUCCUGUUGUGCCGUCACAAGCCCAGGUCGAGUACACCGAAGAUGUCCCAUCCUACAACCCUUCACAGCCAGAUGCCGCCCCAUCUCAAGUCCCGCCAGAGCCGGCACGCACCGAUCGCAGGAAACGUGGAAAUGGCAAGACUCGGGGAACUCGUGGAGGGCUAUAUUCUAGAGGAGGGAAGGCCAACGGGCCGGUAAAUCGAAAUGACAACCAAACCGAGAGUGAACCGAGUGCAACAACUAAUGGUCUGGCAUCGAGUCAGCCAGACAAGGAAACCGCCCCCGCAACCGGGCCCGAAGCCGCGCCCGAGAAUAAUGACGAGUUACAAGCAAAGGAUGCAGUGAAGCCAAAGGUCCCUGCUGUCCGGGGAGAUAGGAGUGCUACUGGUGGCAUAAAGAAGCCUAAACUCACCGAAGAGGAAUUAUCCGAGCGCAUGGCCGCUGUCAAGAUAGCGGCUGCAAAGCGUGCAGCGGCACACGCACGCGCCGAAGCCGACAAGACUUCUUUCCACGAACGCGAACGAAUUGCGAAGCAAAGACGCGCCGAAGAUGCGCGAAAUCAUCGGGCAAUGGUUGGCGAGCGGGAACGCAAUAGGCAGAGAAAACUUCAAGCGCAAACCGGUCGAGAGUGGGACGCAGAAAAAUCACAAGACGCGUUUAGUGAUCGUGGUAGAGGUGGGAGCGCCUAUCGUCGAGGAGUGCAUGGUGGUAUUGCCAGUGAAACGCGUCACAUAGAAGAUUCCACAGGCCACCAUCAUGACAGUGACAAUGAUGGAUUUCGCGGGCGCGGCAAUAGAUACGGUCGUGGUGGACAGGGCCGUGGGUAUGGGCGCGGUCGGGGCCGCGGAGGAUUCAGAGGUACAAACGAGGCCGCGCAGCCAGACGUGGCCGCGAAGGAUAGUGAUUCCAGGGCCCCCCCGGCCAUUGAAGCUGAGAGUGAAUUCCCUGCAUUGCCAAGUGGCAAAAGUAGCGAAGCUCAGCCUGUGACGGUGACUACACAGCAACCCGCAGCUCCAGCGACGUCCGAUACCCCAAUUUCUCCGAUGCCAUUGCAGGAAUCAUGGGCAGACCAUGUCGAUGCACUUCAUGAAGCUGCAGCCGAAAAGAAGGCGGCUAACUCGGCCUAA